This is a messenger RNA of Scheffersomyces amazonensis, 2306 nucleotides long. RefSeq lists its product as uncharacterized. The transcript is spliced from 2 exons. Lineage: Eukaryota; Fungi; Ascomycota; Pichiomycetes; Serinales; Debaryomycetaceae. The record is from RefSeq and is a predicted model, not a curated record. Bases 1 to 2235 code for a protein of 744 amino acids.
AUGAGUGUAAGAAUUCACGUGCAGUAUCCGGCAGUACCUUUGACGGUUUCUGCCAGUUCUUCCACUUCAGUUUCCCUUCAAAUUGGUCCGUAUGAGGGUGUUAGCCCAUUAACUCUGGAAGUCAUAGCUUCAGUGGGUGUACCUGUAUUUACGUUAGAUGAUGAAGUAUACGUAUUGAUAAAGCAUUUGGCGGCAGUAUGGAGCUUCCCCUCAUCGUACCAAUUGAUCGGGAAGUUAUUGAAACAAUCCGGUAUACCCAAACUGGACCUUGUGUAUGUAUCUACUCCUGCUUUGAACACUCAAUUCGUUGAGUACAAGCUUAUCGACCCCGCUGAAGCCAAAUUCAACUUGUUCUAUACCAAAUUGGCCACGGUGUACUCGCUUAUUCAAAACAAGGAAGUUUUUACCAAUUCGAAUCCUCAAUCGGUCUCUCAAGAGUCGGCUGUAGUACCUGUGCUGGCUAUACAGAACCAGAACCAGAACCGUAUUGAAAAGGAUCAGGAUGAUGAUGACGAUGAUGAAGAUGAUGAAGACGACGAUGACGAUGAAGAUGACGAAGAUGACGAUGACGAUGAUGAAGAAGAUGACGAUGACGAUGAUGAUGAUGAGAUUGUAGUUAAGAAGAGAAAACAUCAUCACCACAACAAUGGAUAUGAAAAAAUCACUGUGAGUCAGGCAUUUCCUCAGUAUGGACUUGUUAGUUCUACCAUACAACUUAAUCCAUCUGCGUUCAAUUCCUUAAAUCCUAUAACAAAACUAAACUACUACAGACUAUUGUCUUCACCAUAUAAGUUUCUUCCUAAUUCCAAAUUAUCAUUUGCAGAACGAGAAUUGGUAUUUAGAGAUCAUAAUUUUUCCGAUAUCUUUGGUGAAGGUAGUAGUACAAAUAAAUCUGAACUUAAGGGUCAAGAAGGUGAAAAGAAACGAUUUAGAAAACCUAUUGGGAAAUCAAAAAAGCAUAAUAUUAAUAUAGAUCCUAAUACUAUUGAUUUAUCUGAAUCAGUAAUUCCUGGUCAAGGGUAUAUACCUGAAUUUAAUAUUAAUCAUUUAUGUAAAGUACCCAAUUAUUAUGUAACAUCAAAUCAACAAUAUAUUAGUGCAGCUGCUGCUUCAACUCAAUCAUUAUUUAAUCUUAAUCGAAUUAAUGCAACAUCCAAUUCAUCAUUUCUUUUUAAUGAAAGUUAUAAGAUGUCUAAAAAGGUUAAACAAUUAAUAUUUAAUGGAGAUAAUGAUUAUCAUCAUACAAAAUAUUAUUAUACUAAAAGUUAUCGAGGUCCAGGAUCUGGUAAUUAUAAAGAUGCUGCUUUAAUGAAUCGUAUUAAUAAGAUUCAUGUGAUUAGUAAUAAUAAUAUUAAACAUCCUCAUAAGAAGUCUACUUAUAAGAAACAUGAAAAGAGAUUUAAUCAAAGUUUAAAGGGGUUACUCUUUGAAAAAUAUAAUCGUGAAUAUGUAGAUUCAGUAUUAUCAAAACAAAGAAAGUAUACUGAAGAUUAUGUGAAUUUAGAGAUGUUACAUAAUAAUUUACAAUUCAAUUUAUUAAUUAAUAGUUAUCGAGAAAUUAGUGAAGAAACAUGGGAAAAUUACUAUAAAUUUAAGUUAACAGACUUUGAACAAUUAAAGGCACUUCAAGAGGAAAAGAAAGAAAUAGAAAUUAAAAAGGAAGAGUUUGAAAAUCGAAAGAAAUGGCAAGAAAAUGAAGCUAAACGUCAAGAAGAUGUAAGGAAAUUAAUUGAACAAUAUAACUAUGAUCGAGAACAACUUCGAAAUGAAAAGAUUCAAAGACAGAAGGAUUAUGAGGAAAAGAAAAGACAGAAUGAAUUAGAAUCUACAUUUAAUGAUCCAUUUGGUGAUGGAUCAUCAACUUCUAUUGAUCCUCCAACCUUUGAAGAUAUAAUUAAACGAGAAAUUGAAUUAACUAAGAAGUUUGAAACUGAUCAAGAAAGUUUGAAACCUGUACCUCCACCUAUGCCUGUAGAAACUCCUCAACUUGAUGUAAUUUCUCGAUUCACAUCACCUUUAUUCCAUCCUGAAAUCGUAUCUAAUUUACCAUUGGAGUUAAGAUCUAAUGUUCAAACUGAUCAAGACGAUAUACCACCAAUUAAGAAACCUAUACGGUAUGUUAGUACUUAUCCCGAUAAGAAUAAUCCAGAAUUAUUGAAUCGAGUAGAGAUUGUAAAGAUCCCUAAUCCUAAUAGUAUUGGCUGGGACAAUUUGAAGAAGUAUAAGCGUGAUUAGAACAUAACAUGUAGUAUUAAAAAGUAGAUAUACUAUGUAUAUAAUAUAUAUAUGUAACAUAUAAUUGGACU